Messenger RNA from Tyto alba (common barn owl), 3347 nucleotides. RefSeq names its product Wnt family member 2 (gene WNT2). Gene Ontology annotation, biological process: neuron differentiation; canonical Wnt signaling pathway; cell fate commitment. NCBI's taxonomy places the organism in Eukaryota, Metazoa, Chordata, Aves, Strigiformes, Tytonidae. Gene Ontology annotation, molecular function: frizzled binding; cytokine activity. Gene Ontology annotation, cellular component: extracellular region. The coding region runs from base 99 to 1175 and encodes 358 amino acids. The record is from RefSeq and is a predicted model, not a curated record. The transcript has 5 exons.
CUCAAGGUGCGUUUGCUCCUUCCUGGCAGUUAUUGUUUCUCCAUGGGAUUUCUUCUGCCCCCCGCGACUGACCUGAUGUGGACCGAAGAGUUUCUAACAUGAACUUUCUCUCGGGGAUCUGGUGGUCUCUUCCCCUGGUCUUGGUCUGGGCGACCCCACCAGUCACCUCCUCAUGGUGGUACAUGGGGGCCGUGGGCUCGUCGCGGGUGAUGUGCGACAACGUGCCGGGGCUGGUGAGCCGGCAGCGGCAGCUGUGCCGGCGGCACCCCGAGGCCAUGCUCUCCAUCGGCCGCGGCGUGGCCGCCUGGACGGCCGAGUGCCAGCACCAGUUCCGCCGGCACCGCUGGGACUGCAACGCCCUGGAGCGGGGGCAGCGCCUCCUCGGCCGCGUCCUGCUGCGCAGUAGUCGUGAAUCUGCUUUUGUACAUGCUAUCUCCUCUGCGGGAGUUGUUUUUGCCAUCACCAGGGCAUGUAGCCAAGGGGAGCUAAAAUCCUGCUCCUGUGAUCCCAAGAAGAAAGGCUCUGCCAAGGACAGCAAGGGCCAUUUUGACUGGGGUGGCUGCAGCGAUAACAUCGACUACGGCGUUAAAUUUGCCAGAGCCUUCGUGGAUGCCAAAGAACGGAAAGGAAAAGAUGCAAGGGCACUGAUGAACCUUCACAACAACAGAGCUGGAAGGAAGGCCGUGAAGCGGUUUUUGAAACAGGAGUGCAAAUGUCACGGUGUGAGUGGAUCGUGCACUCUAAGGACCUGUUGGCUGGCCAUGGCAGACUUUAGGAAAACAGGAGAUUAUCUGUGGAAGAAAUACAAUGGAGCGAUUCAGGUGGUCAUGAAUCAAGAUGGCACAGGUUUCACUGUGGCUAAUAAGAGAUUUAAGAAGCCAACUAAGAAUGACCUGGUAUACUUUGAAAGCUCUCCAGACUACUGUAUCAGGGACAGGGAUGUAGGGUCCCUCGGGACAGCUGGUCGGGUCUGUAACCAAACCUCCCGCGGCAUGGACAGCUGUGAAGUGAUGUGCUGCGGGAGAGGCUAUGACACCUCCCGUGUCAGCAGAAUGACAAAAUGCGAGUGCAAAUUCCACUGGUGCUGUGCUGUGCGCUGCCAGGACUGCCUCGAAGUGGUAGAUAUUCACACCUGCAAAGCGCCAAAGAGCGCUGCCUGGAUCUCCCGGACAUGACGCACAGGCUACCGGUGCUUGAGGACUGCAGCCUUUGUCCUUCUUGGUCUGUGCAGGGAAUGCACCCAAGGUCUUCUCUACUUUUACACCAGCUUUGCCUUUGUCUUUCAUUGCACAGAAGCUGAUGAAUAAUCAAUGCAAACUCUGCAGCAUUUACUUCCAAUUUCUGCAUGACAGGGUUGCUGCGGGGUUGUCUGUGCCUAAACUGACGCAGCUCUGAAAGGACUACUUCUGCCAGGACUCUUCCAACCAACACACAACUCUCCUCCAGACUCCUUAUGGUAAUUAAUUCCUGCCACCAGGAACACAGCAAGAUGCAAAAAUGGGGCAUUUUGUACAAGACCACCACCACCAACAACUGCAGAGGCUGAGCUUGCUCAAGCACCAUUCAAAGGAUCUUGUACUGGUCACAGUUGUGCCCUGGAUGCUGAAGUGCUCAGGAAUUUGAGCACCAGUUGGUGGUCCCUCCAUGAGAGAAAAUUUGGGGCCAGGCUGGGUGAAAGGCUUUACUGGAGGGGUGUUUGUCCAUCCCCGGUGGACUGGGGCUUGCAGUGGGGUGGCCACCUGAGGCCACCCCAGCCACCGUUAGCACGCUGUGCUUCCCAUGGGGCAGAAAUUGGCCCACAGCAAGGAGCAAAGGAAACUGCAGGAGAUGUAUUCAACCACAACAUUUUCAUAAACUAUUGAAGAGUCAAAGCAAAUGCCUUAGUUAUAUUUGUGAAAACUUGCCUUAAAAGCUUUUAAAAGGUCAUUAAUAUUAACUGCUGAGGUUUUUUGUGAUCUGAAGCAUUGGAGAGAAGAGCUUUGUUUCUCAGCCUAAUGAGAGCUGGGUAUAGGACACUCAACUACCUAAGGAUAAGGUUUCCUAUUUUUCACUUACUGAAUAAGCAAAAAAAUGUUUGCAGGAAGCUGAUGGACAAGGAAAUACCUUGUCUCAGUAAUGACUGGGUUGCUAAAGAAUUUAUCAACUUCUAUGUUAUUUUAAGUUUAAUAAAUCUAUUAAAUGUAUUCAAAAUUAUACAUUCCAUUCAGAUGGGGACUUCCAAAUGAGAUUUUCUCUGAGUACUUUCUGUAAAAACUUAUACCUAUGAUUAAGGGUGCAUUGGCCUUUGGUGGAGUCAGUUACAGGUUGUGCCAGGUCUAUAGGCUGGGCCGGCACAAAACAACAAAGUGCUGGAAAGGUGUGCCGGUUGCUGCGGCCCAGAAAUCUCAGCCUUGUUGGAGAGAAGUUGGGUCAGAGAGGGACCAGCUGCCUCUCCUCGGAGCAGAGAUCAGCAAAUGAGCCAAGAUGAAAGAUGGGUCCUGUGCUGGUAAGUCUAAUAAGGCUCUGAAAAAGCAUCCAUGAAAUGCAGAGACAGGCAAGGUAAUGAAAAAAAUAACAUGGGAAAAGGAGAUUGAGUGGCUGAUAGAACAUAUUGUAGAUGCAGGUAAAAUUUCCAUAUGAAAAUGAAAAAGUCUGGAGGAAUCCUAGUGGGUACAAACAGUACAUGAAAAAGUAAUAUACAAGUAGCAUAUGGUGGCAAUAAAGUGAGUACUCUGGUUAUGUUUUUUUUUAAAAACCCCAAUAUUUAGAAAGAAUAAGGUUUUGUAUUUGAUGGCCUUGAGAGAACAGUCAUUUAUAUCUGAAAGGUUUUGGAAAAACUUUGUAUCAUUAAAAUGGGCAAGUCAUCUCCAGAAGGCAUAGUUGGCAUUAAAAGAUUAAGAGGAUCCAGAAGGGUAUUUAUUUGGACAAUAAGAUAAUAUUUCAAUUACUGUAUAUGGCAUUGAUGUAGUGAUCAUGGCUAGAAGUAAGAAUAAUCGUGCUUCUGGGUAUAAACCAGCUGCUAGUGGGAACAGCCCUGUCGGCGCUUUAGUGUACAGUGUGUGCAUUGCACACACACGCACAUGCAGCCUGUAUGUGUGUACACAUGCUCGGUUCAGCAGUUAUACUGUUGGCCUCAUUACUGCUGGCAAUUCUAGCUCUGGGCUGGAUAAGGAAAAUUUCAUACGUAAUUGCAUUUAAAGGUGAGCUCCAAGGAGAAUUUUUAUUACAAUUUCAUUGUGAAAUUAAAUCUGUGUAGUUCACAGUCUGAGCAAUGUCACAUUUUAAGAAUUAAAGCAAGAACUUAAAAGCAGUAGAAUACUCUUGUGCCAGGUUUUCUGGAAGAUUCAGGGAACCCUUGAGUAGUCUAC